GCGAGGGAGGGGGGACUCCAGGCUCAGUCCGUCAUCCCUGCUCCAGCUAAGAGAGCGGAUUCUUCAGCAACUGGGUACCAUUUCCAGCUUGACCAGGCACCAAGAGCAAAGCUGGAUUUGAAGGACAUGCAAAAAAGAACACCCCCCUCCCCAAAACCAAAUAAGCUUAGGGGGGAGGAAGGAAGACAGAGACUCACUCAACCUCAGCAAUAACAAGGGAGACGCUGUUUAGUCAUUUCUCUCUACUUCCCCAGGGUUGAUUAUACUUUUUGAUUACUCCUGACUGCAUUUAGAAAGAUUUGAGAGGCAGACAGCACCAUUCACUCUUUAUCCUGAGGAUUAUUUUCCCAACGGCCCCUAGAUCAGUCCCUGCAUUUUGGGGAUGAGAGUUUCUUUCCUUGCAAGAUGGAACUGAUCUAACUCCAGACUCCUUUUAGAAGCAGAAGAACGGUCUUCUCCCAUAUUGAGGCCUGGAGCCAUCAUGGCAGCAGGCGUAGCAGCAUGGUUGCCCUUUGCCAGGGCAGCUGCCAUAGGAUGGAUGCCAGUGGCUAACUGCCCUAUGCCAUUGGCCCCAACUGAGAAAAACAAGAGGCAGGAUGAGCUGAUCAUUCUGAAUGUGAGUGGGAGGCGCUUCCAGACCUGGAGGACUACACUGGAGAGGUACCCGGACACGCUCCUGGGCAGCACUGAAAAGGAGUUCUUCUUCAAUGAAGACACCAAGGAAUACUUUUUUGACCGGGACCCUGAAGUCUUUAGGUGCAUUUUAAACUUUUACAGAACUGGCAAGCUGCAUUACCCAAGGUAUGAGUGCAUCUCUGCCUAUGACGAGGAGCUUGCCUUCUAUGGGAUCCUACCUGAAAUCAUUGGGGACUGCUGCUAUGAAGAGUACAAAGACAGGAAGCGGGAAAACGCUGAGCGGCUGAUGGAUGACAAUGACUCGGAGAACAACCAAGAAGGGUCCAUGCCGUCUUUGAACCUCCGGCAGACCAUGUGGCGAGCCUUCGAAAACCCCCACACCAGCACCUUAGCCUUAGUGUUCUACUAUGUCACUGGCUUCUUUAUUGCUGUCUCAGUGAUCACUAACGUGGUGGAAACCGUUCCAUGUGGCACGGUGCCCGGGAACAAGGAGCUUCCAUGUGGGGAGAGGUACGCCAUGGCUUUCUUCUGCCUGGACACAGCUUGCGUUAUGAUUUUCACUGUCGAAUACCUUAUGAGGCUCUUUGCAGCCCCGAGUCGCUACAGGUUCAUGAGGAGUGUCAUGAGCAUCAUUGAUGUGGUGGCCAUCAUGCCCUAUUACAUUGGCUUGGUGAUGACUAACAACGAGGACGUCAGCGGAGCCUUUGUGACACUAAGGGUUUUCAGGGUUUUCAGGAUUUUCAAGUUUUCACGCCAUUCCCAAGGCUUAAGAAUCCUGGGCUACACUCUGAAGAGCUGUGCCUCGGAGCUUGGCUUUCUUCUCUUUUCCCUCACUAUGGCAAUCAUCAUCUUUGCUACUGUGAUGUUUUAUGCAGAGAAAGGGUCUUCAGCCAGCAAAUUCACCAGCAUACCAGCUUCUUUUUGGUACACUAUUGUAACCAUGACAACCCUUGGUUAUGGUGACAUGGUGCCCAAGACGAUUGCUGGAAAGAUAUUUGGCUCCAUUUGCUCGCUGAGCGGAGUGCUGGUCAUUGCUCUGCCUGUCCCAGUUAUUGUUUCCAAUUUCAGCCGAAUUUAUCAUCAGAAUCAGAGAGCUGACAAGCGAAGAGCACAAAAGAAAGCCCGGCUUGCACGGAUACGAGUGGCCAAAACAGGAAGUUCCAGUGCUUAUCUUCACAGCAAACGCAAUGGCCUGCUGAACGCAGCCUUGGAGCUGACGGGAUCUAGUGAUGAUGAGCAGCACAUCAGUAAAUCCACCUCGCUGAUCGAAAGCCAACAUCACCACCUGCUGCACUGCCUGGAAAAAACAACUGGAUUGUCCUAUCUUGUGGAUGAUCCCCUGUUAUCUGUACGAACUUCCACCAUCAAGAACCAUGAGUUCAUAGAUGAGCAGCUGUUUGAGCAGAACUGCAUGGAUAACUCAAUGCAGAAUUACCCCUCCACUCGCAGCCCCUCAUUGUCGAGUAACAAUGGCGGGUCAACCUCCUGUUGUUCUCGACGCAACAAGAAGACGACUCAUCUUCCCAACUCCAACGUGCCAGCAACUCGCCUGCGGAGCAUGCAGGAGCUAAGCACGAUACACAUCCAAUGCAGCGAACAGCCAUCACUUACAACAAGUCGUUCCAGUCUCAAUAUGAAAUCAGACGACGGGCUGAGACCGAACUGCAAAACCUCCCACCUCACGACAGCCAUCAUCAGUAUUCCUACCCCACCGGCACUAACACCAGAAGGAGACAGCAGGCCCCCACCGAUCAACCCUCACCCCACUAUGAACAUUUCCACCACAUGCAGCAACGUAGUCAAGGUCUCUGCUUUGUAAGGUGGUGUCGUUCGAAGGAAGCAGCUGGAAUGCCGGCGUCUCUCCCCCUCCACACCGUCAUGUUCCUUUCUUGCUGCAAAUUGUGCCUGGAUGGACCAACCUGACAUUUCGUCAUAGAAUUAGCAAUGGAGACCUAACGAGGCAGCUUUCUUCAAACUUGCAUUCAUGCCAUGGACUGAGAAUAGAUGAGGAGCGGGAGGACGAAGUGGGUUGGAGAAAGGGUCUGUGUGUGCACGUGCCCGCGGAGAGCCUUGUUCCAGGAUAUGAAGCAGAAAAUUGUUUCUAGAGGCUAGAGAAAAAGAACCGUCAUGGCAACAAGAAAGUCAAUAAAGAAACAAAUAUAACACUGUGUAUCUCGGCACCUUUUUAAAGGUUUUUAAUGGAUAAUAUUUAUUCACGUGGAAAUGACUGAAAAAGGUGAAAAAAAAACAAUGGAUUUUGUGAUUUUUUUUCUUCAUGGAGCAGAAUCUUUAAUCAACCAAAAUUACACAUUUUUUUUCUUUUAUAGAGAAAGAUUUCGACAAAGAAGACAGCUGUCACAGAAAUCUAUUCCCGUUUGCGCGCGCGCGCGUGUGUAUAUAUGUAUGUGUGAAAGAGAACCACAUGGAAACGACACACAAAAGUCUGAGCACAUUUUCUGGAUUUGGUGCACAGUGUCAAACUGAUUGCACAAGCACAGUGGCACACGUGCGCGCGCACACGCCCCCACACACAAAUAAAUCUUUCACCCUGGAUGGCAUUCUUUACUUAGAUGAUUUUGUAACCGCCUUUUAAGUCAAUACAGUGCCACUGCAAACAGUGUGUUUGUCUGCUAAUUAUUGUCUGUGAAAACAUAUUUGUGGAAAAAAAAAAAAAGACAGGCUUUAGUAGUGUUAGUCCCACAUGGAUUUCUGCUUUCUCUUUUUGUUAUCACUUACUUGUAAAGAGUGUGGCUAGACUACCAGUUCUGUAUUUUUAAAAGGAAAAAAAAAAUGUAGGAAACCUUUUUUAAAACCUGUACACACACGUGGCAAAGAAUGUGAAAGCACCAAACUCAACUGCACCAGAUCAUCAGAAAUAGGAUAAAAUGUAACCUGUCAUCUAUGCCCAUGCUUUUUUAUUUUUAUAUACAUGCUAAUAUUGGACAUGCAACCCAUUGUAAAUCGUAGCCAAGUAGUGUCUGGAUCUGUACUUAAUACAAUUAAACCUGGAGCCAACCAUUCAGCAUGGACUGAGAGGGUGUUUGGCUUUUUAACACAGUCCUGUGGCUCCUAUUGGCUUACUGAUGGCAUCUGGGUUGCACUGAUGUGCAAGUUUAGCAACUUUUGUCCUCCCCUCCCAGCACAGGGGCCACAGUAUGCAGGGGGAGGGAUACUGGGGUUUGGAAUACAUGGGAUAUGUUGUGGAACAGACAGCCCUUUACUUUGCAAUUCUAUUCUUCGUCUGGGAAAAGUCACACACUUUUAGUCAACCAAAAACUGUAACUCUGUGUGGUACUGCCGAGCUUAAUACAUCUGACUAGUUCUACGGUGAAUACUGACUGUUCUCCCUGAGAUCUUUCUAGUAACAAUAUGGUCUUGAAAUACAAGGACCCGACACUGUUUCCUUUAUAUAUGACCGUUCUCCACUUGGAAAAAUAAGUGAGAAAUAAUUGCUUAUGCUCCUGCUACACAUUCCUCAGACCACCUUUCAUUAUGACUGCAAAUCGUUAGCGACAGCAUCUACCAAUCCAACAUAGUACAUGCCAUCCACAGACAGCAUAACAUAGUAUUAAUUAGCACAUCCAAAUGCCUCAAUCAGGCCGAGAGCCAUGUUGUGCGAGGUGCUGAACACACACCUACAUGGCCCCAAACAGCUUACCGUCCAAUAGAUAGCUAGGAGUCAUUUCACACUUCCCUUCUCUCAACAGUAAAUAGUAACUGUACUAGCACAGCACUAUCUGCCACACCACUGGAAGCAUAACCCUGGGUGAUACAAACGGAUGGGGAUUUUUUGCCUCUCUCAAAAUACAUACUGAUGUUAUAUGACUUUAACUUAUGCACUAUCAAUCCACCUUGUCAACAUUCCUACCUUAUUACUUGGUAUCAUGUGGACUCAGAUAGUUGUUGUGAUAACCCAGUAACCUACAUAGAAACUUAUCCCAUUCAAGGAAUGAUGAAGCUACAGCUAAACAUUCAGUAAUGUCAAACUAAUGCCCCUUUUCUCCAGCUCUGGAUAGUAUAUUCUCCAGCACUAGGUCCAGUCCAUUUUUAAAUCACUUUGGUGCAGUGGUUUCUUUGCUACUUUCCUUGGGAGGUUAUUCUGUAAUUUAAAAGAUUUUACCAUUAGCAAUUUUUCUUGGUGCUUAAUUUAAUCGUUCCUUUGCUUCAUUUAGUCCAGUGGUCCCCAACCUUUUCGUCUGGCGGGCGCCAGACGAAGGACCACUGUGGCGGUGGAGCACCCUCCAA
Messenger RNA from Mauremys mutica (yellowpond turtle), 4881 nucleotides. It is a transcript of the gene KCND3, whose product is annotated as potassium voltage-gated channel subfamily D member 3. Gene Ontology annotation, cellular component: neuronal cell body; voltage-gated potassium channel complex; membrane. Lineage: Eukaryota; Metazoa; Chordata; Testudines; Geoemydidae. The record is from RefSeq and is a predicted model, not a curated record. The transcript has 8 exons. The coding region runs from base 482 to 2455 and encodes 657 amino acids. Gene Ontology annotation, biological process: potassium ion export across plasma membrane; protein homooligomerization. Gene Ontology annotation, molecular function: A-type (transient outward) potassium channel activity; protein binding.